This is a messenger RNA of Anisakis simplex (herring worm), 234 nucleotides long. The record is from the annotation of a GenBank genome assembly. Lineage: Eukaryota; Metazoa; Nematoda; Chromadorea; Rhabditida; Anisakidae.
GUCAAUCAAAUGGUUGGUGACUAUUUCUUCACGUGUGACAGCAUAUGGCUAGCUGAGCAGAUGCGUGAUGGCGGUGGACACGUCUACGUCUACUAUUUUGAUCAACCGAGCAGAGGCUCAAAUGAACCAUAUUUUAGCGAACAUCCAGCUGGAUUUGAUGAUUUGAAAUUCGCUACUUUAUUGGAAGAUUAUGAGCAAAAAAAAGAACGCACACUUCUACAGUUGAACAACUGA